CGAUGGACCGACCCGAUUGUCCGAGCGAUUCGGGACGGCAAAGCGUAUCGGCUUACAGACACAUGCAUGCCAAGGCGCACGGCAGGAUUGCAGUCAAACCUCACCUCCGCAUCUUAACCGGCCACCUUCUCGGAUAUGUAGACUUUGAAACGUCGAUCAAGUAAAGGGGUCCGUGAAGGUCACGAUGCUGACAUUGGGGGAGGGGACAUCAGUCUGUUUUCCAGCCGGAGCUACCGUUGGAAGUAUAACAUGUCGAACGUGACAGCGGCGAACAUUUUUUGCAUACUUUGAUCAAUUUUGUCCACGCUUUGACCAAUUUUGCCCAAGUCAAAUCCGCAUCGACAUAAGCGUAAGGCUCCCCACCAGGCUCAAUGGAGAAAGCUGUGAUUGGCCUGUCCCCCGAGAUCAACGAAUCUCCAGUCCAAUCAUUCUCAUGGCGUAUCAACCGGACGCAUGCGAGCCUUCAGGUUCAGUCUAUUGAUUUGGUGAUUGCCCCCACAGGAUCGACGCUGGGAAGCAGUGGCGUAACAUCACUCCCAUGGCCAUCGGAGUUGCACGAAGGUCUUAAAUGGACGGGGAAUAAUCUCAAUAUUCGCAUGUUCAUCGAAAAGGCUCUGAAAGACUCUGGCUCUCCAGCAUCACUGGCAAUCAAACUCCUGAUUCCGCAAACCAGCGGGUAUGUCGCACAGUCAAAUAUCUUUGAAACGCGCUUCUACACAUGCCCCAAUGUCGCAGCUGUUGCGAGUUUCAUCAAACCGGGAGAGUUCAUCAGAGGCUUCGCCGCCACCGGCGUUGACGAUCCGACUUCGAAGCUCCGUGCCUUGCUUUCAUCUACCAUCGGUGCUAUGAGAGCCUCUUCGGACGAGACAAUAUCCUCAUGGAGCGCACUUGAUGCUUUGGAAAAUGAGCUCCAGAACCGCAUGGCAUUGCAUUUCCUCCUCCCUGAUCCAAUUCCAAGAAAGCGAGUGGGGCUUGUUUUCUGCCCAUCGAAUACUAUGUCAUACGAACUCUUGUUACACCUGGGGAUAGAUUUGGUGGUCUUCGAUGAGCCCGGUCAUUUCAUGGAAGAUUCCACUGGCCCCGCGGCCCAUCUACGCUCAUCAUUCCACACACUAGACUUUACUCCCGAUGAUGGACUGGUACAGCGAUUGUAUGAAGUGAUGCAAAGUCUUAGAUUGGACGGUCUUGUUUCACGCAUCGAACCUUACUUCCCUAUCCUGGCGCGCGUGUCUGCCAUGUUGGGUAUACCAAGCGCGUCAGAAGAACACUUGAUCGUGGCGACCAACAAAUACCUAUUUCGCACAAUUAUACAGCCCAAGGUCGCGGAAAGUCAUACUGCAAUCAAAUGUAUGAGCACCUGCGAACUCAAGGGUCGACUCGAAAAUAGGGAUGAACCUCUGCAUAUCGAUUAUCCUGUUGUGGUGAAACCGACUCAAGGUCAUGGUAGCUGGGGCGUACUUAAAGCUACCGACGAGAGCAGUCUCCUGGCCGCCGUAGAAACAGCGACUCAACUCAGAAUGGGGCCCGACCGCGAGUCCAACCCAUAUCCUGAAGUUCUCAUCGAACCUUACAUCGGAGGUCCUGAGAUCGAUAUCAACAUCGCCAUGCUGGACGGAAAGAUCUUGUUCAGCGAUGUCGCGGACAAUGCUCCAACACCAGGCGACCUGGAUACGCUUGGCGAGAGUGGAUCAUUGGAUUUCCAGGAAAGACUCUUCAUGUACCCUUCACGACUUCCGGAAGCCGAACAAGCACAAGCGCGCGAACAUCUGCGAGAGUGUAUUCUUCACAUGGGAUUUCGCAGCGGCAUAUUCCACUGUGAAGCUCGAAUCCGCGACUCUACGAUGCAUUACGCACUACAUGACGAUUCCGGUAUAACCGACCUUGUAGAAGUCGGCAGCGCUUCGAACCGGGAGCCAAGCACGUUUGUCAUUGAGAUCAAUUGUCGGCCACCCGGCUACUUCGGGCUGUACGCCACGACAAGACUUUACGGUGUUGAUCUGUGGGGCCUGUACGUCUUGCACGCUGUCUGCGAUGAGGCGCGGUACCGAGCAUUGUCCGUGCCAUUCGCAUCUGGAGCGCAGCAUGACAGUGCUGUCGUCUUGAUACUGCCUGAGAAGGGAGGUAUAAUGAAAUCGGAGGACCCAAUACCAAAUUUGCGAAAGAAUAAUCCAGCCCUAGCUGCAUGCAUACCAUUAUACCGGAAUUUUUAUAAGGUGGGAGAUGUCGUGCCCUCACCCGCCGAUACCAGGAGUGAGUUCACAUCGAUUGUGAACAUGGAAUCGAUGUUGGGAAGGGAGCACCUCCUAAAAAUGGUCGAGGAUGUCAGGCGGCAAUGCGUGCCGCUCGUUGAAUGACACUUUUCAAAGUUUGCAAUAGCGUCGAGGAGUCGUCUGUGAGCUUGAAAAGAUUAGCAUCGUCAGUCUCGAAUCAUCUACUUCCAUGUAAUCGGGCAUGCAAUUCCUGCCAACUAUCGACUUCUAGUCAUCUAUUUCUACCUCAGUGAGCUUCAUCCCGUACAAGUUAUGAUUUCGGGGGGCGAAUGAUCGUCUCAAGUAUGGCACUUGAUCGGCAUCUAUACAGCGAAUAAAAGGUCUGGGUAUAGCGGAACCCCGACUCCACCAAGUCAACGCUACUAGGUGAUCUUGAAAAGAUAUUGCGUUUCCUCCGAUG
Molecule: messenger RNA, 2670 nt
Organism: Dissoconium aciculare CBS 342.82
Lineage: Eukaryota; Fungi; Ascomycota; Dothideomycetes; Mycosphaerellales; Dissoconiaceae
Exons: 1
Coding region: 372-2354 (660 amino acids)
Molecular function (GO): metal ion binding; ATP binding
Source: RefSeq, a predicted model, not a curated record